This is a messenger RNA of Esox lucius (northern pike), 1450 nucleotides long. RefSeq names its product NOP16 nucleolar protein homolog (yeast) (gene nop16). The record is from RefSeq and is a predicted model, not a curated record. Gene Ontology annotation, biological process: ribosomal large subunit biogenesis. Bases 98 to 631 code for a protein of 177 amino acids. Gene Ontology annotation, cellular component: nucleolus. The transcript has 5 exons. NCBI's taxonomy places the organism in Eukaryota, Metazoa, Chordata, Actinopteri, Esociformes, Esocidae.
GUGACGUUACUUCUGCGUGCGGAAUAAUAGUACUUCUCUUGUAGCUAUAUACACGUGGUUGUUGCAAUCAAGGUAAAUACUUUUUAAGAAAAUAACAAUGCCGAAAUCCAAAAGUAAAAGAAAUACUUUCGACUACACUAAAAACCGAAAGAAACUGAAAAAGCAGUUUAAGAAAAGGGAAGCACCGAGAAUUGAGUGUCCUCAGAUCCGAAAUGCCUGGAGUGACAAAAAGUCAGUGGCAAGGAACUUGCGAGACAUGGGUCUUGCAUUUGACCCAAACACUGCCAUUCCGAUUAAGACACCAAACAUUGUUGCUGUAGAAAAAACUACAGAAACAGCUCCUGCCCCCAAAUUUGUAAGGAAGCCGUAUGUUUUGAAUGGACUGGUGGCAGAGGCCAGUCUUCCAGUGAAAGACACUAAGACAUUGUCUACAGACUUGAUUGAGUAUGUGCAGUACAUGCUCAGGGAACACAGUGACAACUACAAGGCUAUGGCCAGAGAUGAGAAGAACUAUUACCAGGAUACACCGUCACAAAUCAGGAGAAAAGUGACCCAGUAUAAACGCUGCCACCCAGAUGAAUACAACACCUUCAUGGAGUCUCUCAAAGGCGGUAAAGGUGUUUCCACCUAACAGUUGUCUGUGGAGGACAAAGACUUUCGAUGUCAUGAGAGGGACAGAUCAUUCCUCUCAUUCAUCAGUGGAGACAGUCUGAGUCUGUUUUACUAGUGUUCUGUCACUGUGAUGGACAGUAAAGCGUCACUCCGUAGCUCUGUCAAUCAGAAUGAAUGGUGAUUUUGGUUGUUAAAGAAAUGGAGGCAUUUGAAAACAGACCAGACAAGGAUAAUGCAUAAAAUCAAACAAUUUAUUUGUUCAUACUUCCCAUAUGUAUCCCAAGAAUACUUAGACAAAUGACUUACAUUAAUAUUUUAAGACUGCUUUUGUACUUAAGUGAACCUGUAUUUGUAUGCUUUAAUCACACAAUGAUGAUAAUCCGGUUUGAAUGAAAACUAAAAGGUUGUAAUGUCAUUGUAGAAAGUAAAACAAGAAAUCGAAGACAAUUGACCAAGUAAAAUAUUAUUAUACCCCCACAUGAUUAGGAAGUAUGGCUAUGACCAAUUAGUAAAGUUCUACAGAUGUAUAUGACUCUAGUAAGGUCCAAUAAAGAUGUUUUGGUAUUUGGCUCUGUACUACAGCACCUCAGCUCUGAAAUGCUACAUGGGUUACGAUGGUGAUGUGCAUACUGUCUGCUUCCAUUUGAGCAUGUUCAUAUUGGGUAAACCAUUAGGAAAUUACUGCACUCAUACAUAUUUCUUACUUUUCAGUGGACCUAAAGUGUUUGGCCAAAUUCAGCUGUGUGUAUUAACAUAGCCAAAGCUUUCCUAUUAUUAUCCUGAAUUAACGAUGUGAAAGUUGGAGCAAUAAAUGGUUGUUCCCACCCUGCAAUCCUAA